Puccinia graminis f. sp. tritici CRL 75-36-700-3 is the source of this 1959-nucleotide messenger RNA. RefSeq lists its product as uncharacterized. Bases 134 to 853 code for a protein of 239 amino acids. The transcript is spliced from 5 exons. Lineage: Eukaryota; Fungi; Basidiomycota; Pucciniomycetes; Pucciniales; Pucciniaceae. The record is from RefSeq and is a predicted model, not a curated record.
GUUGGACUCCUCCAGCCGCCAGUUCGCUCUGACUUGACUGAGCCACUCCCUCCGCCUCAUACAUAUUACGAUCACUAUCAUAAAUUUAACUGCCCACCCAGAACCCAAGCCAACCCAACCACACCACUCAGAGAUGUCCUCGCCCAACAGUACCGUCCCCCGAACAUCAAACAGCAGCAGCAAUAACGCAACCCUGCUCAAGGACGACAAGGACGACAAGCCCGAGUCCGAACAAAACAAGGCCGGCGCUGCCACUUAUUACGGGGCUGUUGUCAUUGUUGUCUUCAUCCUCAUUGCUCUCUCGAUCAUCGUUCGGAUCGUGUAUACCAGGAAGUAUCGGAAGAGGAGUCCACCCAUCGACGAACCUGAUCCGGCCGCUCGAGAGCAUGAGGAACGGAUGGCUAUGCAGCGGAGGGGGGAAGACAUGGGCUUGCCCACCUAUCGAGAAAGCACACUACUGCCCAAUAACGACACCGUCCUAGCCGCCACACCCAUCACAUCGACUCCCUUUGGACGAGAUAGCACUGCCGAAACGCUGCCCCAUUCCGACGAACUCGUCAGGGACCAUACGGCCUCUCUCCCUAUGGACGACAACGCCCAGCCGCCCAAAUAUGAAGACGAUCCGACAGCCAGAACAACGGCUGACCACGAUCACAAUCCUCCUACAUUAGACAUCACCAAUGAAAUGAGAAUGUCCACUCAAUCCACCGCCACCCUCGUCUUGCCCUCCAUCGCAAUCCAUCAACCCGACGACGACGACGACGACGACGAUGAUAAUCCUGCUCCGAAUCAACCGAACCAACGGCCAUCAUCUCCAUCGCCUCCAUUCCCAACAGUCGACUCGACUGGUUAAUACCUGGCUUGCACUCACAUCAUCACGACUGCCCAACUUACACACAACCCUUAAAAGAUCACGAACCAAACAAAAUCAAAAUCAGGGAAUGCAAGGAACAACUCAGUACCCCUCUCUCACCCCAUGGAACUCAACGAUCAUCAUACUCCCCCAUCCUCGUCCAUUCGCUCCUAAUUGACAGCCACGAAAAACGCUUUCAAAGGACAUCUCUUGUGCAAGCGGCCUUUUAUUGUUCUAGGCCAACAUCACGCUUAUGACGAAGACUGCACGAACCCACUCUUACGGACGCCUCUUCUUCCCUCUGUAUAUCUCAUCUUUCGCUCUGCAAACUUGUCCUUCUAUGUUCCUAUUUAUCCUUCUCAUCGUCGUUCAAUGGGCCUGGUUUGGCCCCUCGUUAGCUCUGUGGUCUCCAAGCACCUAACCAUAUCUAUAUUCUCAUGUUUAUAUUCCUGUUGGGUCCGUAAAAAGUGCGCCUUCUGAUCGUGGUUGUCGGCCCCAAGCGGGGGCCGUUGCUCGCGCUAUUGAAGUUUGUGUGGGUACAUCGUCCGGACAGCUGAGAUUCUGACUUGUGAGGCUCAGCCUCAAGGAAGGCCCGAUACCUCGCUCUCCUACUCUGUCUUAUUCAAGCAAAUGUUACCUAUCUACGGACUUAUUUCUCUUCUCAUUCCUUCUUUCUUUCUUUUGCUUUGCUUUGCUUAGGUUAUGUGGAAAUUGUGUUUUGAUUCAUUUUCUUAUUAUGUUUGUAUGUUUGUUUGUAUUCUCUUGGCUCUCCAACAUAGCCUCAUCAUGGGUUUCUGACUGAGGUACCAGACCACUCCCCAUAAUCUCAUUAUAUAUUCUUCUUCCAGUCCCAGCCCCUCUUAAUCUUCAUACUGUUAUAUAACCUAUAGUAUUUUGUAAGUAUGUGGGAUCUAUGACUUGCACACGAAAGACAAUUCAGAAUCAAGUGAGCUGGAGCUUAGAUAGAUCACUCUUUGUAUGUACUAGGGUAGCUAUGUGGAUCUUGAGGUUUGUGGGAAUUGGGUGGGUGCUUUGGAAGAAGUGAUUGCUUUAUUGUUUGUGAAUGUUUUGAUUGGUGGUGGUUGAAGUUGUAAGAUAGACUAAAG